AUGCCGAAGCAUUUAAAUAGUCGGAGUCAAGAGUUGGUGUCAUCCUUAAUACGCUAUUUUGAGGCAGAACGGGAUAAUAAUGGACCUUUGUUACCUUUAACAGCUGUUAGAGAGGAACUGGUGUCGAACCUGAAAUCGGAGGGGCACAAGUUCCCGCCGCUACGCGAAUCGGACGCCAUGUUCGCGGUUGACUGUGCCCCCGAGUGGGCGAUAGGCGACAGUUGCCAACGUUGCCGCGUCCAGUUAACUUUGAUCAACCGCAAGUACAACUGCCGCCACUGCGGCCAGGUCUUCUGUCUCGACUGCUCUCAGAGUAAGAUACCGCUGCCGAAAUUCGGCAUAGAGAUAGAUGUCAGGGUUUGCGACGGCUGUUACGCACAGGAACCAUGUAGUUGGGUUAUCCGGGUUGUAUACCCAAUCGUCCUUACAAAGGAACUACAAGAAAGAUUUAAAUCUCUGUCUUCGCCACGUAUAAGUAAAGUAAAAGAAAGUAAUAUUGAGCAAAGUCUUAUCUGUUGGGCUGCUGUUGCUGCUCUGCUACGAGUUGGACGUGAAGUCUCUAACUCUUUAAAAACACUAACACUUUACAAAAAUGUCACAAGGAACAGGUUCUCAACUUUACCUUUUUAUCAAGUCCUUCAAUUAUUAUUAUUACUCCCUUGGUGGUCACUUAAAAGGAACUGGAGAGCUUUUCCUCCACUUACUAUGCCCCAAAAGCCUGACGCACAAAAAGACAAGCAAGAGGGGUUGCAGUUGGGGUUGGGUUUCAGCCAAUCGGAGGCAGAAGCCAAAGAGAAGGAGAAUAUCAAGAUUGCGUUGCAUGACGCCAACAAUGCUAAAUGCGAGAUGGCAAUCGAAACGAUGAAUCGGUUUACUGACGAUCUUUUGAGAGAAAAAAUAUUCCACUGCCAGAUUUGCGAUGAGCUUUGCACGUCCGAUAUUUUCCUGGUCAAAGGUAAAGGAAACGUGUGUGGAAAAUGUUUUGAAGAAAAGUGCGGGGAGGAAAUGAAAUCGAGGGGUGAAUUGAACACGGCGCUCAUCUUGAUUAUAUCCAAGCUAAAGUUGCCGUGCAAGUUUCAACCCAAAGGUUGCGAUAAAAGGGUGGCGCCCAAGAAAUAUUCCAAGCACAUUGGAAGAUGUGAAUUUAAAAUAAAACCCUGUCCCAUGGUCAAUUUUAAAGGUUGCGAAUGGAAGGGGAUUAAUCUGGAAGUAGCCGAGCAUAUUCAAGAGAUUCAUAAAGAAGACGUUAUUAAAAGUGAUAAUAAUAUAUUUAAGGUUGAGGCAUCUUUGACAGAACCUGUUAGCGUCAAGUUAUUAUCCGACGACUGCAACAACUGUAUUUUGGAGACUUUGGUUGAAGAUAAUAAAUUUUACUACGGAGUGUUCAAGCCACCAACCAAACAGUCGUGAAAACCGUGGGUACUCUUACCAAACUGAACGGUAUUUAUAAUGAAAUGAACCUGGAUAAGAACCCCAACGCGACUGUGGUGGAUCUUGAUUCGCUGAAAGGUCUUGCGGACGAAAAAAAUAUGAUUUUAAACGAAUUUAAUCUCAACCCGAAGAUAAUCGACGAAGGCAUUCUUAAAUUAUUGGAAUGUCCUGUCUGCAUGAACACAAUGCGGACGCCGAUUUAUCAGUGCUCUCAAGGACAUAGUGUUUGCAUGCUGUGCCAUGAAGAGUUGAACGAGUGUCCUACGUGUAAAAACAAGUGGAGCAACGUAAGGAACUACUUGAUUGAACAGUUUCUGACAAACAUCAAGUUCCCGUGUAGGUUCAGUAAAUUUGGAUGCAAAAAAAUUGACGUUGAAAAUCGGCUGAACAAACACGAAGUAUCAUGUGCAUUUAUAGUCUAUCAAUGUCCUAUGGGUUGUCCUAAAUCUGGAAACUAUGAAUGCAUUUCGGAACAUUUGAAUAAUAAACACACGGGCAUGAAAUACACGAAGCAAACAACAAUAGGAUUUUCAAGGAAUACAAAAGAAACCAUUAAAUGGAUGAUGUUCGAUUUAAAGUUAUUUCGAUUGUCGUUUUACUUUUUUGAGGGGAAAAUGCACUGGGCUGUCGAGUUGGUCUGUUCUCAAGAAAAUGCCAAACCAUACAAGUAUAAAGUAACCUACAUAAAAUCAUGUGAUCAAAGCUCCGUUUGCUUAAAUGAAAGAACUCAACCUUUGCAAAAAAUAUCCAACAGUGUAAAAUUUGAUGAUAAUGGCAAUGAUGACGCUGGCAAAUUUAUGGUUUCCAUUGAAAAAUGUAAUUAAUAUAUUCACAAUUUAAAUGAUUUGAUUUGUUAAUAUAAAUCUUAUUAAAGCAUUUUU
This is a messenger RNA of Brassicogethes aeneus, 2312 nucleotides long. NCBI's taxonomy places the organism in Eukaryota, Metazoa, Arthropoda, Insecta, Coleoptera, Nitidulidae. The record is from the annotation of a GenBank genome assembly.